Molecule: messenger RNA, 902 nt
Organism: Osmerus eperlanus (European smelt)
Lineage: Eukaryota; Metazoa; Chordata; Actinopteri; Osmeriformes; Osmeridae
Exons: 3
Coding region: 87-797 (236 amino acids)
Source: RefSeq, a predicted model, not a curated record
AACUUAAAAGCGACUAUAAGUCUAUCAGUAAUCGCAAUGGACGCCGGAGUAGUUGGAGAAGGAAGAGUUGGAAAUGGUUUGAAAAGAUGGAAGCUAUUUACGGCCAUAGACCGGCGAGCAAAGGGAAGGUCGACCUCGAAUCCCUGAAUCAGAAUCAGGAUCAGCUUUAUUGGCAAAAAGACGUUUUGAUAAGCAAGGAGGACCCUGAUGAUACCCCAUUGGUACCAGCAGCAAUGACAACCUCUGACUCCAAUACUACACCUCAGAAGGAGAGGAAUUUACAGUUGGCCUUCAAUGAUGCAGUGCGAGCAAGGGAGAUGGAAGCGGCCUUGAGGAGGGAGCAGAAUGCUCAAACUGCAGCCUUCCAUCAGGCCUGCCUUGGUACACUGAGACAGCUUAUGCAGGUGUUGAGUGGCCCGCGUGACAUGGUUCCUCCGGAACCAGUAUCGGCACCGACACAGGCAACCUCCAGCACAACACCGCAGCAUGUGUUCACAGGCAGGAGGGAACAGCCUCUGGGGGAGGAGCGUCUGGCUGUCCUGAGGGAGAUGCUGGAGGCAGACGAGGAGCAGCAGGAGAGGAGCUUACAGUUGGCCUUCGAUGAUGCGGUGCGAGCGAGGGAGAUGGAAGCAGCCUUGAGGAGGGAGCAGAAUGCUGAAACUGCAGCCUUCCAUCAAUCCUGCCUUGGUACACUGAGACAGCUGGUGCAGGUGUUGAGUGACCGGCGUGACCGGUUCCUCCACCCCUGGACUAGACCCAGUUCCUCCACCCCUGGUAUAGACUCCUUAUGUAUAUAGUUAUAUACAGUAUAUAUAUAGUUUGUACUUUGCACUCCUUUUUUACUUGCAUUGCUCUACAUUUAACAUUUAUAUAACAUUUAACUUAUGUACAUAGUUUUCUGU